AUGUCGUGCCUGCUGACAUCCUGUGGGGACACUGUCCAGUACAACCAGCUUCCACUGGAUGACUAUUGUGACGAUUCCACAGAACCAGUACCAAGGGAGACAACUGUUGUAACUGGUCAACUCAGCUGUAUUCAGAAAUUAAAAUGUAAUCUAUCUUGUGAAGACAGCUGUUGUAAUAAGAAAGUAGGAAAGAAUCGUGAAGCAUCUGUUAUAGGAUUGCUGGUGUCAGUAGGACUGUUGAUUAUAACUCCAGCUGUAUGUGCGGCCUUGUUUUAUUACAGUAUGUUUGUACUUCAGCCUACGCCAGUUAUAGACAAAUCCAUCCAUGCCUUCACAAUCCCAAACCAUCCUGCCUCCAUUAACUAUGAUGCAUUUCAAAGUGCAGCACAACAAAACAGUAGCAAGCAUUCCAUUCACUUUAACAGCUGUAGUAGUCUUUUUUUCCAGAAGCACAAGAGAUCUCCCAGAGAUGGAACCCAUGAUCUUAUUCCUGGUGUAUCAAAACGUUCAGCGUCUGAUUCAUUUAGCAUCAUGGCGCAUCAAUACCAUGCACAGUGGAAGAUGCAGGUUGUUUUUAUGGCUAAAGGUGAGGAGGACGACAACAUAUUUACAAAGGAAAGACUGGAGAUGAUACAUGAUAUUGAACAAAAGAUCAUAAAGCAUCCAAAUUUUUACAACUUCUGUUUUAAAGACUAUUUUAUAGCUCGUAUGGAUCCUGCUGUCCGCGCCCAGAACUCAUGCGCACCGCUAAAUUCUCUUAUGUCUUUCUUUUACCCUUCGUUGGAUGAUCACAACAGGCCUUUGUUUGACGGUCUUGGUGAGACACUUAUUAGAAACAUCAGUGAAGGCUUACGAUGGGCAUUCACAUCAGAUAAGUCCUAUUACUUUGUUGAUCCCCAUGUUAACAAAACUUUUCACAAGAGUCGCUUUUUGAGGACGGAAGUGAAGUUUGGAACACCUCUACAGGGAUAUAGGUCACCAUAUUUUGAAAUCAAGCAGCAAUCAGAAAAAUUCAAAGCAUUUGUGGUGACAUACAUCGAUCUUCUGUCCAAGUUAUCAAAUGAUAAAUUGCAGGUGCUCUAUGGGGGAACAGAGAUAUUUGACUACCAGGUAGACAGCACUUUUUGGAAGGAUGUCAAGAUGGCAUACAUUACGAUGAUUUGUAUAUGUAUCAUUAUGCUGUUGUUGACUUUCUCUGUGUGGCUCACCUUCUGGGGCGUGACCAGUAUUGUCCUGUGUUUUCCUCUCGCACUGUUCCUCUACCGGUUCGUGUUCAGGAUAUCAGCCCUGGGUAUCCUGAAUGGAGUGGCUGCCUUUGUCAUCAUAGGAAUCGGAGUGGACGAUGUAUUUGUAUUCGUGAACAUUUUCCGUCAGUCGAGUGGACAAAAGAGUGUCUCAAAGAGAAUCCGUCAUACAAUGAUAACUGCUGGCAAAGCUACCUUUUUCACAUCAUUUACCACAACUGCUGCAUUUGCUGCUAAUGUGUUCUCCUCAAUUCCUGCUGUGCACCAGUUUGGCCUGUUUAUGUCACUCAUCGUGGCCUGCUGCUGGUUUACUGUUAUGCUGAUCAUGCCAGCUGCGCUCUAUAUCUGGGCCUUAUCUAUCUACAAAUGUGAAGAAGCUGUAGCUAGACUUAUAUCUCGCCUACUCGGUCGGUCCAAGAGUACAUUGUCCGCCAAGCUGUGCCUUCCUGCUGAUAUAGCACACUUUGUCCAGGGACGUGUCCCUGACAACCUAUCUGCACUCACUCAGAUCUUUGAUCAAGACAGUCCUGUGGAAGGGUCAGACUCUCCAGAUGAGGAUGAUGUCCCUAUGCUGAUGAUGGAAGACCCUAUGCAAGAAUAUUUUGAUGCUGUUGAUAAUGAUGAAACUCUGCUGGACUUGGCAUUAGAACAAGAGAAAGAAGAUCUACUUUUCAGCAAGAUGUUACAAGGCUUUAUGUUUCACUGCAUAGCGCGCCCAAUGACUCAUAUACGCUGGGUCGUUUUAGUCCUGUCCUUGGUGAUUCUCGGUGUAUCUGUUGGCCUGAUGAUCCAACUUACUCCUGCCACACGACCUCCACAGCUUUUCCGAGCCGACACUAAUCUACAGAUGUUACUGGACCUGAAGAGUAACCUAAGUGUGGACACGAUUUCCUGUCCCCGCUGUUCAGCUAUAUACAGUAUGAAUCCUGCUUAUAACCAUGAGCACCCAGCCUAUCAUCCUUCUUUGUCCCACCCUGCGGUAACAUCCCCCACCAGACAUGUUACAAAGUCACCUCUACAGCACGUAACUAAGGGAUCCUUGACUAAACUUACUACGACUAAAGUGCCCACAACUAAAAGCCAAGAAACCCAGCCUCCAAAAGUGAAGACUAUGAAACCUACCCUUAAAACUAAAACUUCAAUGAAAACACCCACUGGAACGUCAAAACCCAUCACGCCAAAACCUCCAGUACAUCCUACAAACACUGCUUUACACUGGACUCCUGGCUCCUCCCGACCAAGUACGACCACUAAGGGUCAGGGGUCAAAAGGUGUCAGUGUCUGCCAGGGUCACGACUGCUCCAAUGCUAAGGACCGUCCCAUGCUAGAAAGUGGUGCAGUGGUGCAUGUCGUGUUUGGAAUUAAAGGCAUCGACAAAAGUAAAAUCUCUGUCAGCCAUGUACUCGAUCAAUCUCAGGGAACAGUAGAAUUUGACUCUAAAUUCAGCAAGUUCUUCUCAUUUAAACAUGACCUUAUUAAUGUGUUGGAUGGUAUAAAGACUCUCUGUCGGAUCUGUCGUCGCAUCGCCAACGAAAGUAGUCUCGUUCGUAAAGGAAGUGCUCAAUGUUUCCCAGCUAAAAUGGCAUGCCUGGAUGAGAUCCCCGAGUGUCGAGAUCUUCAGCAGACCCAGUCAGUAUAUGGUCGUCAGGCCCCCGCUCACUAUGCUGGGGGUCUCGCAGCCAAUAAUUCAGGUCUCUUGUGGUGGGCCUUUGCCUUCGAAUCGACAACUCCAAAAGGAAUUUCAUACUUUGAAGCAUACAAGCAGUAUCUGAAGUGGGAGGCCCUGAUAGAGAACAUCAAAUCCACCGAACAUAAAUAUAUAGAGGUUCUUGAUUCCAUGUUUCAGACGUCACAGUUCUGGACUAAGGUACUGAUGGAAGUAGUGGCAGUGAACAGCGCCAUCUAUGGGCUUGUUCUCUCUAUGGUUGUGUGUAUGGUUGCUGUGGCACUAUUUACGGGUCAUGUGUUACUACUGUUUAUUGUCUUCAUAUGCAUAUUGGAGAUGAUUUGCCUGGUGGUGGGGAUAUUUUACCUGGCUGGAUGGGAGAUGGGUGGAGUUGAAGCCAUCUCAUUGUCAAUACUGGUCGGUUCUUCUGUUGACUAUUGUGUACAUCUGGUGGAAGGAUACCUACUGGCAGGCAAGGCACUCCCCCAGGACCACAAACAGUCUGCUUCCUCUGCCCGACGCUGGAGAACAAAGGCAGCUAUAACACACAUUGGGGUGUCCAUCUUGUCAAGUGCACUAACCACUAUUGUGGCUGCUGUCCCCUUAACCCAGACGAUCAUCAAGCCUUUUUCCAAGUUUGGCCAGAUAGUAGCCAUCAACACCUCUGUGUCCAUUGUGUAUUCACUAACUGUCUGCUCAGCCUUCCUGGCAACCAUUGCCCCUGGUUACUUCAGUCCCACUUGGAAGUCAUACUUGAAAGCCCUUGCAGGGACAGUCAUCUUCUUAGGUGCGACUGUGCUGUCAUUAUAUACAGCUACAAAAGCUGGGGUGUUUAUCCCUGGCCCUAAUGGGGAGGCACUUUUCCCAAACUAA
This is a messenger RNA of Ylistrum balloti, 3783 nucleotides long. RefSeq names its product protein dispatched homolog 3-like. NCBI's taxonomy places the organism in Eukaryota, Metazoa, Mollusca, Bivalvia, Pectinida, Pectinidae. Gene Ontology annotation, cellular component: membrane. The record is from RefSeq and is a predicted model, not a curated record. Bases 1 to 3783 code for a protein of 1260 amino acids. The transcript is spliced from 16 exons.